This is a messenger RNA of Cannabis sativa, 969 nucleotides long. RefSeq names its product large ribosomal subunit protein uL11x. Gene Ontology annotation, molecular function: large ribosomal subunit rRNA binding; structural constituent of ribosome. The record is from RefSeq and is a predicted model, not a curated record. Bases 209 to 709 code for a protein of 166 amino acids. NCBI's taxonomy places the organism in Eukaryota, Viridiplantae, Streptophyta, Magnoliopsida, Rosales, Cannabaceae. Gene Ontology annotation, biological process: translation. The transcript has a single exon. Gene Ontology annotation, cellular component: ribosome; cytosolic large ribosomal subunit.
CAUUUAAUUUCCCAAAAGCCACACGUCUCAGUCUAAAAGCCCUCUAACAUAACGGGGGUAAAAUAGUAAUUUGACAAACUCAUACCCUGCAAAACCCUACCAUAAAACUAUCAUUUUCGUUCCCAUAGUUUUGCUUCUUCGAAACCCUAGCUCCCUUCCUCCAUACCAAUCUACAGAGCUUUUUCUUUCUCUUUCUCUCUCGUAAAAAAUGCCGCCCAAGUUCGAUCCUUCUCAGGUGGUUGACGUUUACGUCAGAGUCACCGGAGGAGAGGUUGGUGCGGCAAGUUCUCUCGCUCCCAAGAUCGGUCCUUUGGGUCUGUCCCCAAAGAAGAUCGGAGAAGACAUAGCCAAGGAGACAGCCAAGGACUGGAAGGGUCUAAGAGUCACAGUCAAACUGACUGUUCAGAAUCGUCAAGCUAAGGUCUCGGUUGUACCGUCGGCGGCUGCUCUGGUCAUCAAAGCCCUAAAGGAGCCUGAACGUGACAGGAAGAAGGUUAAGAACAUCAAGCAUAACGGUAACAUUUCUCUCGAUGAUGUGAUUGAGAUCGCCAAAAUCAUGAGGCCUAGGUCUAUUGCUAAGGAACUCGCUGGUACUGUCAAGGAAAUUCUCGGCACGUGUGUAUCUGUUGGUUGCUCUGUUGAUGGAAAGGACCCGAAGGAUUUACAGGAGGAGAUUUCAGAUGGAGAUGUUGAAAUUCCACAGGAUUAAGCUGAGUUUCUUUUUUUCUCUGUUUAAGCUAAAAAAAACCUUAUUUGGGUUAAUCCUUUUUUUUGAUUUAGAUACAUUGGGUUUUGUUUAAAUUAAUUAUGCUCGUUUCUCAGAACUUUUUCUCCUUAAAGAUGAUUUUUAAUCACUUUUUUGAAGGUAAAUUAGAUAAUUUCGAGUUAUUUUUAUAUCAAUUAGCUCAACGAUAAUUAAUGGGUUUAUGUUCUUAAUCAGUUAUAAUGCAUUUUGUUCUUUUUGUUUAA